UCUCUCUCUCUUUCUCUCUGUCUCUCUCUGUCUCUCUCUCUCUCUCUCUCUCUCUCUCUCUCUCUCUCUCUCUCUCUCUCUCUCUCUCUCUCUCUCUCUCUCUCCGUUAGCGAAAGCCUCUAACUCCAGCCACAAGGAGGGAGGACAGCGACUGAGCUGAGAGAUACUUUUUAUACCCACAUGUUGCUGUGCUGACUGAAUUGCCGCCACGGUUUCUGCCUGUCAACUGUCCUUUGAUUUGUUUAGUCCCUCUGUGAAAAGCCAGAGCCAUUUAAUUAAUAGUAACUCUGCCCACCUGUGACAGCUGGCAUUUCCUCUACGCCACAUACUGUAGAGGCAAGAAAAAAGGGAGGGAAGAGAAAUAGAAGGGAAAGGACAUCUUUCAUGAAAAGUGGGCAUCCAAAAGACAUAAUUUCACUCCCAGUUGACACAAAUGAAAGGUUACUGCCUCAUGAAGCUGGUUGACAGAAUGCCAAGAGUGUGCAAAGCUGUCAUCAAGGCAAGUCUAUGAAUGGUAAUGAAAAGAAACUCAAACAUAAAAGAAGCAUCACCAUGCCAGGCCUGAUCAACAAGGAGAGGCAGAAUGCUCUGCCUCUCAGUGUCUCUGAGAUCACUUCCUGUGUCAGAGGUUACACUCUAGCCCUGACAGCAUCCAUGACCUACAACAACUUCGAGGACCAUCCAAUUGAAGGUAUCUUCAUUUACCCACUGGAAGAAUGCUCUACCGUUGUGGGAUUCGAGGCUAUGAUCUCCAGCCAAAUAAUAACAGUGCAAAUCAAAGACAAGUCCAAGAUGGAUGACUGUUACUUUGAUUGCUGCACUACAGCUAAUGGAGCCCUUCAGAGUGGCAGUGGACAGAUAGUGCUGGAUGAGGACAUGGAGAGGACGGUGUUGGUGGUGAAUCUGGGGGUCAUCCCACCUCUGGAGACGGUCAACGUGCUGGUCAGCACCUCCUCUGAGCUGCCCACCCUGCCUGAUGGGGGAAUCCGUGUCACGUCACCCUCCGUGUGCACCCCGAGGGUCCAGAGGACCAUCAACGAGGAGCAGGGACUCUCCCCUAACUUCCAGAACAGAACGAGGGAUAGGCAUAAUUGUGCCCUGGGUCCACAUGAACAGACACCCAUAAAUCCCCAGCUGUGCAUGGCCCUGCUGCUGGAGGAAGAGGCCAUCAACUCCAUCGACUAUGAGUUUAGCUUCCAGCUGGAGAUCAGAGCCCCCUAUCUCCUUGCAGGUGUGGAGAGCCCCUCUCAUGCGAUCCGGGCCGACGCAGACCCCCUGGCCCGCUCAGCCACCAGCGUUGUCAUCACCCUGGCUGACAAAUACACCUACGACUGCCCUGUGGAGAUCCUCAUCUACCCCAGCGAUCCUCAUCUGCCAUAUGUGCUGAUUGAGGAUGGAGACAUGACACUGGAGGAGUACGAUGAUCACCUCGCGGGGAAGAGUGACUUCAUCAAGGCCACCAAGAAGGACUCCAGCAAUGAAAAUAAAGUGGAUAUCAUUCGCAAGCGUCUCCACAAGGACAUCCUUCACAACCCUGUGGUCAUGCUCAACUUCUGCCCAGACCUCAAGUCCAUGACCUCUGACCUGAGGAAGGUGCAUGGAGAGUACAUCUUCCUCAUUGACCGCAGUGGGAGCAUGAGUGGGGUCAACAUCAGCCGUGUCAAGGAUGCCAUGGUGGUGAUUCUGAAGAGCCUUGUGCCUGCCAGCCUCUUCAACAUCAUCGGCUUCGGCUCCACAUUCAAAACACUGUUUACUACCAGUCAGAGCUAUGAUGAGGAAACAGUAACCAUGGCUUGUGAGUACAUCAGGAAGAUCCGAGCUGACAUGGGCGGCACCAACAUCCUGGCACCGCUCAAAUGGAUCCUGAGGCAACCGAUGCACGCAGGUCAUCCUCGCAUGCUCUUCCUGCUCACGGACGGGGCCGUCAACAACACAGGGAAGGUCAUCGAGCUGGUCCGCAGCCAUGCCCGCUACACCAGGUGCUACACCUUCGGCAUCGGUCAGAGUGCUUGCAGGAGACUGAUGACAGGACUGGCGGCAGUUUCCAAAGGAACGGCAGAGUUCUUGGCAGAAGGGGAGAGACUGCAGCCCAAGAUUAUUAAAUCGCUGAAGAAGACCAUGGCCCCAGUGCUGAGUGACAUAGCCAUCGACUGGUUGUUCCCUGACACCAAGGAGGUGUUGCUCUCCCCAGUGGGCUCCACAUUCCUGUUCCCUGGGGACUGUUUGAUUGGCUACAGCGUGGUGUGCGACACCACGCGCUACCAUCCCAAUCCCAAAUCUGAUAAAAGGAGGCGAUACAGUAUGAUGCAUUCCAAUGUGUCAGCUAGCUCAGUGUUUUACCACUCCCAAGAGGAGGACCCAGGGACGACUACAGCCUUAUCUGACGGUCCAGAAAUGCACAGGGACAUACACUCCAGCCUGCCGUUUGACUCCUAUCUGGACUCCAUGUCAGAAAGCAGCCCUGGCCCCACAGAACACAAAGCCAUGGGAACGGACAGCAAAUCGUCACCUAGAAGACGUGUGUAUAGCACCAGCCAGAUAGUGGAAUACAACCAAAACAUGAAGAAGACCUACACUCCCAGUGACCCCAGGUCUGUAGAGGGGAAGAACCCACUGAGGAGAACUCAGGUCCAGGAGCUGAAUGGACAGACCAGCCCUGACUAUGGAGCACAGUGGAAGACUGACUACCACCCACAGCUGGUGAACCUGUGUGCCACAUCUGCCACGGCUUCCAGGGGGCGUACUACCAACGGGGCUUCUCACAGACCUUCCCCCCAUCUGGAGUGGGCUCCCCAAGAGGUGGACCCAGAGCAGGCCCAGUCCCCCGGCUCCAACCUGCAGGCCGGAGCCACCAGGAGCAGGGCUGACCCAGAGCACGCUCCAGGAGGAACCAGGAGCACCAGUGGGGAGGACUGCUCCUCCUCCACUGACCCUUCUGUCGGCAGCUUAGGAGACGCAGACUGCUACCCCAAUCAGCUGUGUGAGAUAGAAACCCCCCAGGAGCCUUCAGCCACGCCAGACCUGAACACCACCCCUGCCUGUCAGGAAGUGGUGAAGGGGGACUGUAAGGCUGUGGUGUCGGGCCUGCUCUGCGGGAAGCCAGUCAAGUGGGAGGUGACCUUUGAUAUAAACCCCUACCUGAAGGGCAGAGAGCGGGAAGAGAAAGUUCACGAGGAACUGUGGAACGAAACGUUCCAUCAUCUGGCUGGACGUUCCAUUAUUCAGGAUUUUGAAAACAUGGCAGAUAAGGAGUGUGAAAUUGAGCAUGGUUCUGGCAGAAGAUGCCAGUUGUAUGCCAUCCACACCAGCAAAGCCUGUAACAUUCUCAGUAAAUACACUGCAUUUGUCCCUGUUGAUCUGGACACUAAUGAAUACCUACAGACCUUAAUCGACUACAACCCAGGUGAGGGUCUGAAGUGGGGCUCUCGCUCGGGGAGCAGGAAGAACCAGGGUUACUCCAUCGGACUGGGCCGCUCCCAGUCUGGCUGCAUGUCAGAGGAGGCUGAGGACGGGCAUCUGCACCCCAGUGUGGAAGAUGGGGCCUCUCCAUGCAGCACCCCCUCAUCAUCUGGCUGGGAAAGAAGCAGCUUUACAAAUGCCCCCCAGAGGAGCCCGUCUGUGACCUCAGACCAAUCACAGAAGUUGGUGGAGAGCCUCUUCUCAGCCAGGCUGACUCUCAGCCGGACAAGACUCCUGACCCUGGCUGCCAGAGGCUUCAUGUUUGGCUCACACAGCAAAACCAGCAACUCUGUAGCGGAGAGCGAGAAUGAAAAAAAAGACUACAUUCCUCUGGUGUCCUUACAGUUGGCGUGUGGUGCGUUCUGCCUGGACAGCGCUCUGUGUGAGGCCAUCAAUGUGCACAUGGACAAGCUGAAGUGGACAUCUCCCUUCACCAGCCACCGGGUCAGUCUGAGUCACCACGUCUCCCACUCAGCCAGUUGCCGCUCAGACAGCAGCACUGCAGAAGACAGCCACAAGUCCACCUCUCUGUCUCCAUUUGAGAGCUCAGCUAAGGUAACAGAGACCAGCCUGGCAGGCCACCACCAGACUGGAGACCUGGCUGUCAGCAGCCACAGCCAGACGGGCCACAGCCCCUUACACCUGGCCAGGAGUCUCCGGAUGGAGGGUGGGCCAGGAUCUUCUCUUUUCUUCCUGGACGGCCCUUCCACCCCUACCACCUACGCCGAGCCCCCUCUCUACCCUCACUCCCUGACUGACGGCGGACGUGGCUCGGAGUCAGAGAGUGUGGAAACUCCCCCAGCAGUGCCCCUUGGGUCUGAGAAGAGGCUGGAUACGGAGGGCAUGGUGUGGGCCACAGCUGUAGCCCUGGCCUGGCUGGAACACAGCUCGGCCAGCUACUUCAUAGAGUGGGAGCUGAUAGCAGCUAAGGCUAGCAUGUGGCUCAGUGCCCAGAGCAUCCCUGAAGGAAAGGACUUAGCCUCAGUCAAGUCUGCUGCCAACCAGCUCUUUAUCAUCCUCAGACACUGGGACGAGAACCUGCAGCUCAACAUGCUCUGCUACAACCCCAACAGUGUCUGAGGCUGAUCGCAUCGCAUGCACUGUCCACCAUCCCGACAUAUCCAACCAUACUAUGCUAACUGACUUAACGCUUUACAUACAAAAAAUGUGUAUUUGCUGUUCUGAUGAUUUUGUUAGUGAGGUUGUUGUGAGCAUUGUGUAGUUGGAUUCAUUUUGUUGUGAUAACUUCUAAACAUGUCAGAAGCUUCUCAGAGGCACGCUUGUUGUCUGCAUGUGGAUGGAUACAGACCAUGCAUUCACUAGCUAUGGGUCAGUGAAAGAAAUCCGAAGUGUUCGAGUAAACAUGCUGUAAAGUUACUAGCUGACUGUUUACAUAUUUGAGAGAAAAUAUAUGUUUUGUUUAUGUUUAAUAUUUCCAUCAUAUUGAUGUCCAAUGAUGAGAGAAUCUGCCAAAACAAUACCAAUUAUUAAUAUUGCAUCUAAUGUGUUUGAUCGUCACCAUCAUUUCAAAAUCCAUAUUGUGAUAUGAAAAUUAGCCUGGUAGCAGAUCUGUUUGUGCCGUUUUGCCAACUUUGCGAACUCCUCUUCUCAUGUUUGAUGUGUUUUUAUUGUAUUUUCAUCAGCCAUAAGUGCCUAACAAUGAUCAAACACAAACAACGAUUGGUUAUCUGGAAUACGUAUUUAGAUGUUUUGCUGAUGUCAUGCAUUGUCCAUUCAUCAACAUGUUGUUUGACAUACUGUAUUAAUUGUGUUUCCUUAUAAAAAAAAUGCUCAGCAUGUUUUCUUUGUAGAUGGCUUCAUAGUUCUGAAUAAUUUCAUAUAAACUUUUUCCUUGGUCUUUGUUAUCUUUUACAAGGCGUUGUACUUUGCUCUCAUAUUUACUCAUAAACUUGUGUUGUUUUACUCAGGUAAUAUUAUUUUCCUCAGGCUUUGAAAUUGCAUCCAUCCCAAUGCAUGGAAACCAGGUGUUUGUGUUUUAAAAGAUGUAGCAACAGUGGGAGCAAAGCAAUUCCCCCCACAGUCAACCUAUUCUGCUGUAUUUGGCUGUCGGAGAUGAGAUCUAUGUGUGUCUUAAAUGUCUCCCUAUUCCCUUUAUAGUGCACUGUUUUUGACCAGGGCUCUGGUCAAAAGUAUCUCACUGCAUAGGGGAUAAGGUGCCAUUUGGGAUGCAUCUCUAGAAAUGUCAUAAUGUAAUUGGGAUCUGUAUAAGCUUAUAGUGGUUGUGGUGGCUGGCUUUACUUGUGAGAAGUUGUAUUUUUCAUGUUUCGAGGUCAAACAUACUCUACAUGACCAAAAGUAUGUGGACACCUCCUUGUCAAACAUUUAAUUCCACAAUCAUGGGCAUUAAUAUGGAGUCGGUCCCCCCUUUGCUGUUAUAACAGCUUUCACUGUUCUGGGAAGGCUUUCCACUAGAUCAUUGCUGCGGGGACUUGCUUCCAUUCAGCCACAAGCGCAUUAGUGAGGUCGGGCACUGAUGUUGGGCAAUUAGGCUUUCCACUAGAUCAUUGCUGCGGGGACUUGCUUCCAUUCAGCCACAAGAGCAUUAGUGAGGUUGGGCAAUUAGACUUUCCACUAGAUCAUUGCUGCAGGGACUUGCUUCCAUUCAGUCACAAGAGCAUUAGUGAGGUCGGGCAAUUAGACUUUCCACUAGAUCAUUGCUGCAGGGACUUGCUUCCAUUCAGCCACAAGAGCAUUAGUGAGGUUGGGCAAUUAGACUUUCCACUAGAUCAUUGCUGCAGGGACUUGCUUCCAUUCAGUCACAAGAGCAUUAGUGAGGUCGGGCAAUUAGACUUUCCACUAGAUCAUUGCUGCAGGGACUUGCUUCCAUUCAGUCACAAGAGCAUUAGUGAGGUCGGGCACUGAUGUUGGGCAAUUAGGCCUGGCUCGCAAUCUGCGUUGCAAUUAAUCUCAAAGGUAUUUGAUGGAGUUGAGGUCAGGGCUCUGUGCAGGACAGUCAAGUUCUUGUACACGGCAUUGUCAUGCUGAAACAGGAAACGGCCUUCCCAAACUGUUGCCAAAAAAUUGGAAGCACAGAAUUGUCUAGAAUGUCAUUGUAUGCUGUAUCGUUAAGAUUUCCCUUCACUGGAACUAAUGGGCCUAGCCCAAACCAUGAAAAACAGCCCCAGACCAUAAUUCCUCCUCCACCAAACUUUAGUUGGCACUAUGGUAGCGUUCUCCUGGCAUCCGCCAAAGCUCAAUUUUAUCCUCCUGUCAGCAAUGGGUGUGGCUGAAAUAGUCAAAUCCACUAAUUUUAAAAGGUGUCCGCAUGCUUUUAUAUAUAUAGUGUACCUCGCCAUUGCUGCUGUGUGUUUUGAAAAGAUUGUUGACUGUUUGUUUGGGGCUGCAUGUAAUAAAAUAUGUUUACUCAUGAA
Messenger RNA from Salvelinus fontinalis (brook trout), 6851 nucleotides. RefSeq names its product von Willebrand factor A domain-containing protein 5B1-like. The record is from RefSeq and is a predicted model, not a curated record. The transcript has 23 exons. The coding region runs from base 508 to 4539 and encodes 1343 amino acids. Lineage: Eukaryota; Metazoa; Chordata; Actinopteri; Salmoniformes; Salmonidae.